Exserohilum turcica Et28A is the source of this 1544-nucleotide messenger RNA. RefSeq lists its product as uncharacterized. Bases 1 to 1365 code for a protein of 454 amino acids. The record is from RefSeq and is a predicted model, not a curated record. The transcript has a single exon. Lineage: Eukaryota; Fungi; Ascomycota; Dothideomycetes; Pleosporales; Pleosporaceae.
AUGUCUGGUAAGCUCAACGACCAGGAAUGUGCAGCGCUUCAAGAGUACGGGCUCUUGCAGCUAGUAGAGAACCCCAACAAGCGUAAGAUCAGUUCCAGUUACCUCUCACCGCCUACCUCGUCGUCAGGCAGCACUGUCAGUUCCUCCACUUCUUCGGUUGGCCGCGUCGUCUCCGCCAGCUGGGCAUCUCCGCCAGCUCACUCGACUCAUCUGGUAUACCCUGCUUCCCCAGUCAGCGUCGACGCCCUCGAGUUUAUCGGCUUGAACAAAGAUGCAGCAGAGCGUGUCUUCGCCAGUUUCCAGUCAAUGCAAAUCGACAAAGACGAGGAAGAAGCUGCUUUUCCAACGUUCAUCGAGGGACAUCUCAGGCAGCUGUAUACCAACGCUCUUGAGGACUUGUCAACUGUCGAUGCGUUCACGAGAGUCGGACUCACAGCAGACACUAUCGCCGCCAUUCUCGACCCGAAAUUUCAAGAAGUGUUUGAGACGCGUUCACCAUUUUAUUGGGCCUGGGAUACGCUGCGAAUGAGGUACAACCAUGUUCUGCUUGUCGAGGAGCGCGUCCAAAAAUCUGCGGCAAAGGCAGUCUUGGCAAAGAAAGGGAAGAAGCGAGCGAAGGUGGAAGAUUUGUUCGGCGGCGAGAAGGCUCAGGCUUCCCAAUCUUCCGGCUCUCAAACCCAUGCAACAACCGGCACGACCCGCAGUGGCGUAAAUAGCAGCAGUCCCCAUCUGCCAACGACUUGCGCCUACGUCGAAUCAGCCCCAACGCCACCUGAGAAUCAUCUUGUCCUCUACACAGGCAAAUGUCCCGCCGAGUUCGGAUUGGCAGAAUACGAGCAUUUUGUAGCGGAAGAUGGCAGCAUCAACAUGGACGCCAUUGCGUCUCGCCCUGGCGGGGAUUUCAACGGUAAAUCCUUCGCCUGGUACUUUACGACGGAAUACGAAACGGCAGACAUUUAUCGUGGGUACGCGGCACUACGAUGCCCAAACGAGGAGACAUGGAUCAUUCGCAUCAUGAUCCCGAUGCAAUCGGCCGCCACGCUGCGCACUAAAGAGCUAUGGUGGUCAUACGAUUUCCGCGAAUUCGUAUGGCACUGCCGGAAGGUCAAAGAUAUUCCCGACAGGCUCCAGCAGUACGAUUCCGUCGAUGUGCUCAAGGGCCAUAUGUUGAAGUACCCAACGUUGAAGAGGGUUGCGCAAAACGACAUCCACAACAAAAUCGUUGAAGAUAAGUUGUGCAAAUUGAGCUCCGGUCGAAAGGCGACCCAGUGGGUUGCCAAGAACACAGAUACCGCAAACAAGCUUCGGCUGUGGGGUCACGGCAAUCUACACAUUGAGGUUUUUGCAGCUGAUAUUCAGCAGUGAGAUGCAACAUAUGGCACUGAUUGAGCCGUAUAUGGGGUUGUGCUCAGUGGGACUGGUAUGGUUUACUAAGGAAGGAACAAGAGAAAGCGGGUUUUUCACAGGGGAUAAUGGAUUUGCUUGAAGUGGCCCUUCACAGGAACAACGGAUUGGAAUUAGGUGAUUCAAACAUGGUAAUAGAU